UCAGCACUUGCCAUCAGCACUUGCUUGCAUGGUUGAAAGCCAACACAGCAACCAACCUCGAUCAUUUCCCACUCGCCACUCGACAAGCAACCAAAGAAGCAAAGCAAGAUCACACCUCCCCUUCACAACUCGCCUUCACCACCAGCUACCACCAACAAAAGAUGAGCCACGUCCAGACCUUCUCCGGCCACAGCGGGCAAAACAGCUCCCGCGUGCUUGCGCCUCCCGGCGGCCGCAGCAACUUCUCCUUCUGCGACGGCAGCGAUGUCCAGGCUCGCCCUCAGCCUGCCAAGCGCUCCUACGCCCACAGCCAGCACCACGUCUCCCAGAUCCCCUUUGGUGCGCCCGCCCCUGCUCCCCAGCAGCAGCAGCAGCAGCAGCAGCAGCAGCCUCCUGUCGUCAGCCAACCCCCUGUCGUCAGCCAGCAGCAGCAGCAGCAGCCGGCUAAGACGGUCGCCUCGCCUGCUGCCAAGGGCACGCUUCGCUCCCAGAACUAUGACCUCAAGGUGGAAGGCGGCAAGCACCGCAAGGACGUGCACACCUCCUCCCGUGUGCUCGCGCCCCCGGGCGGCCACACCCACAACAUCUUCGGCUAAACGUAUCGUAUCCUAUCGGACCACACAUGUGUGUGCGUGUGUGAAGUGGACCAACCAUCGCCCACCCCAUCGCGUCGCUCUUUGAGCAUGACCUCGCCUCGCCCACUUCCCUUGUGUCGAUUCGACAUGGCUCUGUGGUCCUGAACGUUCCUUGAUCUGCUUCUCGUGUUCUUCUUGACUUGAUUCCCGCAAUGCCCCUUCUGAUUGAUUGAUUGAUUUGUUUGAUCGAAAGUGUGUGUGUGUGUGUGCGGGUCUUAAGCGUUGACCGCUGUUGGUUCCUGCGUGUGUGUGUGUGUGUGUGUGUGUGUGUGUGUGUGUGUGUGGUUGCUGCCCCCUUUUUUGCUGUCUGGUCCCUUGUGCUUGCUUGGUUCAUUCUUUGCAUCUCUUGCCCGUGUUGUCACUGCUGCAGAAAGGGUACACAGUAAAACCCAUCCCAACUCCCAACAUCACAUCACAUCAAGCAAGCAAGAAACAAAAAAAAAAAAACAAGA
Molecule: messenger RNA, 1087 nt
Organism: Salpingoeca rosetta
Lineage: Eukaryota; Choanoflagellata; Craspedida; Salpingoecidae
Exons: 1
Coding region: 162-596 (144 amino acids)
Source: RefSeq, a predicted model, not a curated record